Messenger RNA from Bactrocera tryoni, 2501 nucleotides. RefSeq lists its product as uncharacterized. Lineage: Eukaryota; Metazoa; Arthropoda; Insecta; Diptera; Tephritidae. Bases 922 to 2082 code for a protein of 386 amino acids. The transcript is spliced from 6 exons. The record is from RefSeq and is a predicted model, not a curated record.
UGGCCUGAUGAGUACUGGCGUUGCUGUUCGUGCGUUGUGGUCGUAGUCGUCGCCGUCGUUCGAAGUCGUUGUAGUCGCUGUCGGUGUCGUUGAUAAUUUGCUGUGCUGUGCUGCGCCGCUGCCGUUGUGGAUUUUGUUGGAAUUAAAGAAAUUUGUGUUUUUUCUUUCCUUACUCGCGACAACUUUUCCAUUAUUUUUUGUGCUUUUCCAUCAAAUACUUCGGUAACAGUUUUUCACGGUAAUUGGAAUUCGCUGAAAAUGAAGCAAUGAAAGCAAGUUGAAGAUUUUGUGCGAAAAUCGUGUGGAAAAAAAGCAAGAAGAAAGAAAAUUGUGCAAUUUGCGGAAAUCGUGAAAAUUACAUGUGAAAUGUGCGCAAAGCAAAUGCGAAAAUGAAAUGUAAUAAUCGUGCAAAAAAUUAUGUAUGAUAAUUCUGCGCUUCUAUGUUUGGCAGAAAAUAUAUACGUGAAAGCUGCAAAGUUGUUGCGGAAAUGUGUAACUGAUCUACGGUUUUGUGUUACGCUGCCCAAAAACGACGAUUUUACAUUGAAGAUCGUCCGUUAAGUGCAAACCCUUCUAAAUUGGCUACAAUUCCCAACUCGAAACAGAUUCUACAAACAUAUUUGCAGCAGCGUUAACACGAUACCUCCCAUCCGUCGUCUACUACUAAUAAUAACUACUACAUACAAACAUUCAAGGUAUAAACAUACUUAUAUAUAUAUAUAUAUUUAAGCGCCGGUUUGUUUAUUGGACAUCUGGCAUAAAGGAGCACAUCGAUUUAAGGGGUGGGCGCCACUUUAACGUCCAACAAAGUGUCAACAUAAAACAUCAAAUUGGCGGUUGGUGUGUUAUUUUUCGGUAUUUUUAAAUACAUCAUAAUUUCGCACAAGAUCCGGUGAUGUGGGACAACCCCCGCAGCGGGAAAUGCAACAAACCCAACGUUAUAUACCGUCUGUAUCUGAUUUAUAUGGGACGGACGAGAUAGAACUCCUACUGGACGAAAUACGCGAAUUAGAACCGGUCUGCUGUCAGCUGGAUGAUGAACAGGAUUUUGAAAUAGCUGGCAGCAGAGCCGGUGAGCUGUCACUAUCCUUAGAAUCGCCGCUGGGCACGUGCACGUCGUGGGACUCGCACGCCAAUUAUAAACAGCGCAGCGGCCAAACGCCACUGCCAUGGGGUGUAGCCCUACACUGUGAUCCGCAACACUUGAAAACGCCUACAGGGAUUGUGCGUAUUCUCUUGGUGUUAUCGUCAGCCGCUUGUCUAGCCUGCGAAUGCUCCGCCGGCACGGUACAAGUCGGCCUCUUUUUACUGCCACUCAUCGGACGCUUGAGAUUAAUGGUCUUCUGUGCGAUCUUCUCCCUACUAAUCACCUGUCUGAUGUUAUUUCUAGACAUUUCACAUAUAGCACUCAUGUUCCCAUUCAAUUGGACUAAAGUUAAUACAUGGAUGUACCUGAGCAUUGGUUUGAUAUUAAUUUUGAGCUCGACACUGGUCAUGCAUAUGGUGCUCUAUGCUGAGGAAUACGUUUUGGUCAACAAGCACACCAAAGACACACUGUUUACUUCAGCGUUUAUCGGUUACAUUUGUGCCAUCGAGUCGUUUAUACUGUCUGGCAUCGCCUCAUGGCCAUGGACGCAAUAUUAUCGUCAGGUGCCCGAUGAUGCCAGCGAAAUGUAUAUCGAAGAUCGUGAAAUGACACCAAUGAGUCCAAUCGAGAGUACUGAUGUGCCGAAUACACACCAUCAAACACAAUAUAACAAUCGAAAUAAUAGCACUGCACACAGCGAAUCAAAUCACAAUAAUCAGCAACAGCAACAACAACAACAAUACAAUCGAAUAUCAUCGUCGUCGUCCUAUAAUCAAAAGCCUUAUAUACCUGCCAAACGACCCAAUGAAUUGAUUAACCAAAGACCAACACUGGGUCACACCCAAACAACCAGGAAACCAAAUACUCGUUACCGUGAAGGCUAUCAUUAUCAACCAGUUGCGUCAACGUCCCGCCAGAGUCCCACAUUCGUCCUAGGCGAUGACAUUGGGGCCGGUCCAUCCACAUCCCGAUCCAAUGAUAAUUCUAGUGCGUGAUAGUUUUUAUUCCUCAUAAUAAUGUAAUAAAUUUAAAAUAUAAAAUGCAAAAAAAUAAUAAUAGAAAACAAUUAAGACAACAAAAAAAAUUAAUAAAAAAAUUUGCAAAAAAAAAUACAACAAAAGAAACAAAGAAGGCGUAUGCAUUGCAAAAAUGGCAUUGAAAGAAAAUGCGCAACACAUAUUAACGAUUAGUUUUUGCAGACAGUUAGGGAGGGAGAUAAAGAGAGUAAGAGAGAAGCAACAAAACAAUAAGAAAAGCAAAAGCAAAAGCAAAAGUAUAUCUGCGGGUAUGAGAAAUGAAUAAAAAAUCAUAAUUAAGCAGCUGAAUUUUGUUUCAGCAACGAAUACUGAAGAAAAAUCUAUUUAAACAAAAUGCAUUUGGUAAUUGUAACGAAUUGUUUAUAGCUGAACAAAAA